This is a messenger RNA of Amaranthus tricolor (Joseph's coat), 1936 nucleotides long. RefSeq lists its product as uncharacterized. NCBI's taxonomy places the organism in Eukaryota, Viridiplantae, Streptophyta, Magnoliopsida, Caryophyllales, Amaranthaceae. Gene Ontology annotation, cellular component: U12-type spliceosomal complex. The transcript has 5 exons. Bases 452 to 1039 code for a protein of 195 amino acids. Gene Ontology annotation, biological process: mRNA splicing, via spliceosome. The record is from RefSeq and is a predicted model, not a curated record.
CUCAACAAUAAGAGUAAGCGCUGAUUCCCAGCGUAACCCAUUGAUUAUCAAUUUAUCAUCAUUCAUCGUAAUUGGUAUAUUUGGUAACCAAAAAUCUUGAUUCUUGAUCUAAGUAGCAAGCGAAACAAAGGUGGGCGGGCACACCAUUGUUGCACUUCCAUAUUUUCUCUCUCCUCUUUCUCUCUCUAUCUUGAAGAAUCAUAUUACAUAUAUCGCCGAACAUUCAUUCCCUUUCUUCAACCUAAUAGUGAUCACCAAAUCCAGUUUUUAAUAUAUUCUAGAACCUAAAUUUCCUCUCAUUUUGCGUGUCCAUUUCAACUACGAAUCAACAAACAUCCCUUGUUUCCAUCAUUCAUCCGCCACUAAAGCCGCAUGCAACUCUGAGAAUAAUCUUCCAUUUUUUGUUCGUUUAGCAUUUUUUAAAUUUCAUUUCAAUCAAAUUUUGUCGAGUAUGCGAAGAUUAAGCUUUAAGAUUGCGAACCAUGAAAAAGAGUUAUUCGGAGGUCAUUAUGAAGGUCAAGAAAGAUUACAGCUGUCUAGGUUUUCAUUCGACAUUGCUCCGUCAUCUUUAUUGUCGUCGUCAAAAUCUCGGCGAAGUUUCUGUCGGAAUUCGUCGUCAGCUUCAACUGCAUCGUCUAUUGUGAGUUCUAGGAAGAGUGUCUCUUAUGAUAAGAUUGAUCAAGCUCCCAUUCAUCUCACCAUCGUCAAAUUAGAUGGCUCUUCUUUCGAAAUUGAAGUCGUUAAAGCUGCAAAGAUUUCUGACCUGAAACAGUCCGUGGAGAGUGCUUUCAAUCAUUUACCUAUGACGGGACCUGAAAAAAUUUCGUGGCGUCAUGUAUGGGCACAUUUUUGUUUAUCUUAUUGUGGUCAGAAGCUUUUAGAUGACGAUGACCAUAUCAAGUACUAUGGCAUCCGAGAUGGGGAUGAGCUUCGCUUUGUUCAGCAUGUGUCGAUCGCUUAUAACCUCAUAAAGAAGAUCAAGAAAACGAGUAGGAGAAUCGGUUCUUGUCUCAGUUGGAACGUGUACCACUUUCCCUAGAAGACAGAAUGACGAGGAGGAAAGAUCGAAAAUAGAGGUAGCAGCCAAUGAACAUCUGGAGAACCUAAGGUGUCAAUUGCAGGAUAGUUAAACCACAAUGACCUUGUUCUCACUCAUUUAUUCAGAGGAUGGCUCCUGUAUUCUAGAAAUUCCAGCACAGAGCAUGUACAAUUCGAAAGGCAACCCAAUUCAUUGAAGUGGACAGGCAGGUCUGUUGGUUGCCUAAGAAGCUUGUUCUCUUUUCGUGACAAUAGACCGAAAAGCUGUCUGAGUUUCCCAGGUAGAAAUUUAAGCCUUAUCAUUUGUACAGAAAUACUUCUAUUUGAAUGGCUUCUCUUGGAUGUAGCAUGUAUAGUUUCUAAAUAAUAGUACAAUAAUAAUGUCUACACAUAUAUUAGGCGUAAUUCGAUUGCUUAUGAAGAGUUUCAUGUCAAGUUAUAGGAUCUGAUGUUGAACAGCAUAGCAGAAGUCUAAGCUUAGGCUCUGAUUUUUCACUAGUAUAUACCUAAGUGUUCACGCAAAAUUAUAAUUAUAUCUGGUAAGAUUAUGAUCAAAGUCUGCCUGAGGUUUGCCGGUAUCUAUCCACCAUUCUACCUGACAGACUGGCACCUUCAAUGUAAAUAUGUAACCAAUACUUUUCUUGCGAGUGUUUUUAUGUGCUUACUCAGUUGCUCCAAGGUUAAAAAAAAAAAAAGAACAACUUGAAGUGAUCUUGAGCUUGGGGUGGUAGUUUGUAUUGCAGUCUUGCUGAGGUUUGUACUCCUUUGUAUGAUUUGCUAUAUUUGGUAAUUCUUAGUUUUUUGGUUUUAUGGGAAGUAUAUAGGGAAAACAUCAAAAUAGAGUGGUUAAAGUGUAAAUUUAGUGUAUGAAUAAUACAUAAGAGAUAAUGUGUGUAGA